AUGCUGGCAGAAGGGAACGCUAAAAAUAAGCCCAUAGUUGGACUGGAUGCAAAGGGGCAGCCUCAGAUUUUGCCAGUCUGCCGGCUACUUGGUGCCAGGGGUCAGAGCACUCGCAGAGACUCUGUGCAGAUCUGGAAGGUGGAGUCCUAUUUGGUGCCGAAACCCGGGAGUGGGUCUCGGACUCGGACGAUCCUCGCCCCGGUCUCCUCUUAUGACCUGGGAAGCAGUGGGCAGUGGCAGCUCGCCCGGGCUAACUCCCAGACUCUGAGGUUCCGGGUCCGAGUCGAUUGGCUGGUCCGGCUCACUUCCCCGGUUUGCCGCCCCGGACCUUGGCCUGGACUUCCCCCGGACUCCAUCUCCAGAUGGAUUGAGGCUUUCCCCUCGCCCUCAGAGACAGCGGAAGUGGUGUCCAGCCACCUCAUCAGGGACAUUAUUCCUCGUUUUGGCCUCCCUACGUCCCUCCAAUCGGAUAACGGACCUGCUUUCAUCUCUAAGGUCACGGAGGCCUUUUCUUCCUCUCUAGGAAUCUCCUGGAAACUUCACUCUGCCUACCACCCUCAGUCAUCGGGUAAGGUAGAAAGGGCUAAUGGCCUAAUAAAGGAACAGUUAACUAAACUUAGCCUCGAGCUUCGCCUCUCGUGGCCCAAGCUCCUCCCACUAUCCCUAGCCAGACUAAGAGCCUCCCCAAGGGGACCCUCACACCUCAGCCCCUUUGAACUCUUGUAUGGACGCCCCUUCCUGCUCUCCUCAUCCCCGCCUCCAUCUACAUCUCCACUGGCCUCCUAUCUUCCCUAUCUCUCUCUACUAAGAGACCUCCUUAGGGAACAUGCCAACUCUGCCCUCCCCGAACCUACCCCGGGAGAUCAGGCCCCGGUCUCCCUCGCCCCGGGAGACCAGGUACUAAUCAAAUCUCUCUCCCCCAAACCACUAACUCCCCGGUGGGAGGGCCCAUACACUGUCAUCUUAACCACACUUUCGGCGGUUAAGGUCCUCGGCAUCACGUCCUGGAUUCACAGUUCCCGCCUCAAGAAACCCAGCUCGGCUCCCUCCCCCUACGAUGGCCCCCCAACAGGAUGGAGGGCCACGCCUACCGGGCCUCUUACCCUGCGCUGCACUCGCAAUCCUGCUCUCCACCUUCCCGAAGCCCCUGCCAUAACACCCCGAAGGACUUCUGGUCCUUUCAGACCCAGGUAACCCCUGCUAGAACCAGGCUCAGCCAGCAGGAAGCAGGAUCGACGGUCAAGGGCACGACCCGGGAGGCAUUAUUCUUUUUGUCAAAACGUUCAUAAAUCCUCGUCCUGUUCUACCUGCUAUACAGAAUGUUCUCUCCCGCCCCACAGCAAAACCUUCCCCUCUGCCUUCCCUAAUAAACACCACCUUCCACCUCCUCUCCAACCUGAACCCCUCCUUCUCGACCUCGUGCUGGAUAUGCCUGUCCCUGACCCAAACUCUGGUUUCUGCAACCCCCCUCCCUAACACGCUCAUAAACAACCUUACUUUCGCCCCAGGCAGGCUUCAACGCACACUGUAUAAUAUAUCCCUCUUUGGCA
This is a messenger RNA of Myotis davidii, 1550 nucleotides long. RefSeq names its product protein NYNRIN-like. The transcript is spliced from 4 exons. NCBI's taxonomy places the organism in Eukaryota, Metazoa, Chordata, Mammalia, Chiroptera, Vespertilionidae. Gene Ontology annotation, biological process: DNA integration. The record is from RefSeq and is a predicted model, not a curated record. Gene Ontology annotation, molecular function: nucleic acid binding. Bases 1 to 1194 code for a protein of 397 amino acids.